AUGGAAGAUGCUGGAAAUUCAUUUCUAGAUAACCCGACACAUGUAUUUACACUGCACUAUGUAUUUUUACCCAGAAUCAAUCAAGCACUCCAUGAAUACCAAAGAGCUUUUAAUGAGCAUGGUAUUAGAACAGCUAAUAACUGGUCACCCAAUCAAAUGUGGCUUAAUGGCAUGAUGAAUGAAGAAAAUCCGUUGAAACAUGAUGGUCUAGAUGAAACUCCAGACGAUUUGCAAUAUUAUGGAUAUGAUCCUCAUGCACCUUCACCAUUUGAAGACAGUGAUAACAAUGUUGUUGUUUCUCCCAUUUAUGAAACACCUGACACAAAAUUUAUGAGAGCUCCGCAGAGAGUAAAUCCCUUAAGAGACUCCAAUGAUAUGGGAAUUGAUGUGUACCCAGAAGCACUUACUUUAGUGAAAGAGUUGCUAAAUAUAGAUGAAACACAACAAAUGUAA
Molecule: messenger RNA, 453 nt
Organism: Paramuricea clavata
Lineage: Eukaryota; Metazoa; Cnidaria; Anthozoa; Malacalcyonacea; Plexauridae
Source: the annotation of a GenBank genome assembly